Messenger RNA from Acanthochromis polyacanthus (spiny chromis), 1013 nucleotides. RefSeq names its product LIM and SH3 domain protein 1-like. The record is from RefSeq and is a predicted model, not a curated record. Gene Ontology annotation, cellular component: focal adhesion. Bases 102 to 791 code for a protein of 229 amino acids. Lineage: Eukaryota; Metazoa; Chordata; Actinopteri; Pomacentridae. Gene Ontology annotation, molecular function: actin filament binding. The transcript has 7 exons.
GAGAUAGUUUGUCUGUUCUCUCCUGGACUCUUUCUACUGAAGCAGGAGGUUUUAUUUUUUUUUAUGUUUUAUUUUAUUUUCUUCCUCUGAGGUGUUUGAAAAUGAAUCCUCCGUGUGGAAGAUGCAACAAACCAGUUUAUCCAACAGAGAAGGUCAACUGCCUCGAUAAGUAUUGGCACAAAGGUUGUUUCAGCUGUGAGGUUUGUAAAAUGGCUCUGAGUAUGAACAACUACAAAGGCUUCGACAAGAAACCCUACUGCAGCAUGCAUUACCCUAAAACCUCGUUCACCAUCGUCACCGACACUCCAGAGAACCUCCGUCUGAAACAACAGACGUUGCUCAACAGCCAGGCGCUCUACAAGGAGGACUUUGAGAAGAACAAGGGGAAAGGCUUCAGCGUUGUGACCGACACUCCGGAGAUGCAGAGACUGAAGAAGACGCAAGACCAGAUCAGCAACAUAAAAUACCACGAAGAGUUUGAGAAGAGUAAGAUCCGCAGCGACGCACCUCCACCUGAGAACAGACAAGACUAUGAGGACCAACCAUCCAACCCAGGGAGAUUCAGUCAACCCGCAGUCCAGAUGCGUCCUGCUGCUGUAGCUCCACCUGGUGGAGGGAAGCGCUACCAGGCCUUGUACAGCUACAUGGCAGCAGAAGCAGAUGAAGUUUCUCUGCAGGAAGGCGACCUGAUCCUGGACGUGGAGCCCAUCGAUGAAGGCUGGGUGUUUGGAUGCAACCAGAGAACGGGACAGCGAGGGAUGCUGCCGGCCAACUACGUCCGACCGGUCUGAGGAGAACUCCUGCAGUCAGGCUUCUAUUGGAAAUCAACUUUUACUAAUGAAACAUACCGUUUAAAAGCCUGGGUCUGCUUUGCUUUUGUCAGAAAUGUGAUUGAUAAUUCAAGAGGUACUACUCAUGGGUUGUUAAAUGAGUUCAGGGGAAAAUAAUGAUCCUAAAAAACAGUGAAAUGGAAGCAGACUGUGGAAUAAACGCUGACAUUACAUCAAACUCUU